Molecule: messenger RNA, 2615 nt
Organism: Malus domestica (apple)
Lineage: Eukaryota; Viridiplantae; Streptophyta; Magnoliopsida; Rosales; Rosaceae
Product: pentatricopeptide repeat-containing protein At2g03380, mitochondrial
Biological process (GO): RNA modification
Cellular component (GO): intracellular membrane-bounded organelle
Molecular function (GO): RNA binding; protein binding
Source: RefSeq, a predicted model, not a curated record
AACUGAAAAAUUUUCCGACAAAAUUAAAACAAAAGGAAAUUUGAUGCGGACGGCGGUGAAGAAAUUCGUCUCCCCCUUACAUCUGCAAAUACCCAAAACGCCCUUACGUCAGGGUCGGACUCUGACGCAUGCCAUCUACCAAUCACCACCGUCGGAGCCACCCGACCUUUCUCAAACCAUAGCGUCGACGCACGCGGUGUUUUCGAACCCGUGUUUUAAUCUUCUCGUUUUGUGCAGGAACAUCGAUUCCCUGAAGAAAGUCCACAGCUUGCUCGUCCUCCACGGCCUCGCCGACGGUCUCCUUUGCCGAACAAAAUUGAUCAGUUUAUAUGGGUCAUUUGGGUACGUCAAGUGUGCCCGGUAUCUGUUCGAUAAAAUGCCAAGCCCAGAUUUUUAUUCGUGGAAAGUGAUGCUGAGGUGGUACUUUAUGCACAAUUUGUAUGAAGAGGUUAUAGGGUUUUAUAAUCGUAUGAGAGUGUGCGUAAGAGAGCAUGACAACGUUGUUUUCUCGAUUGUGUUGAAGGCGUGUAGUGAGUUGCGAGAUUUUGAUGAAGGGAGGAAGGUGCACUGCCGGAUUGUUAAGGUGGCGAGUCCUGAUAGUUUCGUAUUGACGGGUUUGGUGGAUUUGUAUGCGAAGUGUGGAUGGAUUGAGUGUUCUCGGGCGGUUUUUGAAGGGAUUGUUGAUAGAAAUGUGGUUUGUUGGACUUCAAUGAUAGUUGGGUAUGUGCAAAAUGAUUGUCCGGAAGAUGGGCUGGUCUUGUUUAAUAGGAUGAGAGAGGGGUUGGUUGAAGGGAAUCAGUUCACGUUAGGAAGCGUACUUACGGCGUGUACAAAGUUAAGAUCUUUGCAUCAAGGAAAGUGGAUUCAUGGACAUUUGAUUAAGAAUGGUAUUGAACUUAACUCUUUUCUGGUGACAUCCCUUCUGGACUUGUAUGUCAAGUGGGGGGACAUUGGAGAUGCUCGUUCCAUAUUUGAUGAGUUUUGUGGGAGGACCGAUCUUGUUUCAUGGACAGCAAUGAUUGUAGGGUACACUCAAUGUGGGUAUCCCGACGAGGCUUUGGAGUUGUUUACGGAUAGGAAAUGGGUUGGUCUCUUGCCCAAUUCUAUAACUACUGCAAGUGUGCUUUCGUCUUGUGCACAGUCAGAUAAUUUGAAUUUGGGAAGGUCAAUCCAUGGUCUUGGGAUAAAACUUGGGUUGGAGGAGCCUACUGUGAGAAAUGCUCUGGUGGACAUGUAUGCAAAAUGCCAUAUGAUUGGUGAUGCUCGUUAUAUCUUUGAAACAAUCUCCGACAAGAAUGUGAUUGCUUGGAAUUCAAUUAUUUCCGGGUAUUCCCAAAACGGGUCUGCACAUGAAGCCCUCCAACUGUUUCAUCAAAUGAGAUCAGAAUCAUUCUCACAUGAUGCGUUCGCAUUGGCAAGUGUCCUCUCAGCUUGCGCUUCCCUUGGUUUUCUUCCAGUUGGUUCAUCGCUUCAUGCUCACUCCAUAAAGGAUGGCCUAUUAACUGCAAAUAUCUAUGUUGGCACUGCACUUUUAAACUUCUACGCCAAGUGCGGGGAUGCUGAAUCUGCUCGUCUAGUUUUUGAUGCAAUGGGAGAGAAGAACACUAUAACAUGGAGUGCAAUGAUUGGCGGUUAUGGAAUUCAGGGUGACAGUACAGGUUCCGUUGCACUUUUCAGUGAUAUGUUGAAGAAUCAUCUGGAGCCCAACGAAGUAAUCUUCACGACCUUAUUGUCAGCUUGUAGCCAUACGGGAAUGAUUGCAGAAGGGUGGAGGUAUUUCAAUUCACUCUGCAAGGACUAUAACUUCAAGCCCUCAAUGAAGCAUUACGCGUGUAUGGUCGAUCUAUUGGCUCGUGCUGGUAAACUUGAAGAGGCCCUGGAAUUCAUUGAGAGAAUGCCGAUUCAGCCAGAUGUUAGUUUGUUUGGGGCUUUUCUCCACGGAUGCGGACUCUAUUCGAGGUUUGAUCUUGGCGGAGUGGCGAUAAGAAGAAUGCUAGAGCUGCAUCCUGGUGAAGCUUGCUAUUAUGUGCUAAUGUGUAACCUUUAUGCUUCAGAUGGUCGAUGGAGCCAGGUUAAUCAGGUUAGAGAGCUAAUGAAGCAGAGAGGAUUGAGCAAGUCCCUUGCAUAUAGCCAAGUAGAGAUGGAUAUCAGAAAUCACAUUGCACCUGUUAGGUUGGCAUGUGUUGCUUAGGAUAUAAAGAGUCGAUUUUCGAGUGAGGAGAUGUAGCAAUGCCAGGCGUCAAAUUGCAGGGGUGCCCUGUUGAUUACCGGUUCUUGCACAGGAACUGCAUCCAAGGUCUGGAUGAAUGGAUGCAAAAUUUGAAGCCCCAAGAGUAAGGCACUUUCUGCAACUUCAGCAUACUGUUGGUCUGAAGGUAACGUUCUCGGGCAUGCUUCUUCAAAAGCUAAUGAAGAAACAUGGCAUUCUGUACGGCUAUCCUGGAUGACUUAACAGCAUUCGAUUAACAGAUCAUCCAUGACGAUCGUUGAUGCAAGACUUGAAAGGCACAAUGUUCAAGGCGGCAUGCGGGUUGAGUGAACAGGUUUGUACUUGGAUGUGAAUAGUGGUGCACCAGAAAUGAAAGAAAUAAUGGGAAAAUUCAAAAUUAAUCGAA